Molecule: messenger RNA, 4048 nt
Organism: Salmo salar (Atlantic salmon)
Lineage: Eukaryota; Metazoa; Chordata; Actinopteri; Salmoniformes; Salmonidae
Source: RefSeq, a predicted model, not a curated record
CCCACCAGCCUCCUUUGGUUUGUUUAUGUAGUAGAAGGACCUACAGAAGUUGAAAUGUAACUUCUCUAAUAUCUAACUUAGACUAUGAAUGUAUAGAUACGCUAUACUCGUGAUAGUGUAUGUGAACCCUUUGGAAUAACCUGGAUUUCUGCAUAAAUUGGUCAUAAAAUUUGAUCUUCAUCUAAGUCACAACAAUAGACAAACAGUAUAUAUUUAAUGGCGUUGGCAAUCCUUCAAUGUCUGUACCCAAGUCCACAGAGUCCCCAGGUUCUGGCUGUGGUGUUCCAGCCCAGAGCAGCGCACAGCAGGGUCCAGAGAUGGUCUCAGUGAAGCUGGAAGACUGCAGUCAAACACUGGAACUCAAUGUGAUUGUCAAAGAGGAAUGGGAGGAAAGAGGAAUCAAGGAGGAGAUACAAGUAAAAGAGGUGGAUCAGAGAACAGUCAAAGAGGAAGUAGAGAUGGCAGUCAAAGAAGAGCAGGAGGAGAGAACAGUCAAAGAGGAAGUAGAGAUGGCAGUCAAAGAAGAGCAUGAGAGAACAGUCGAAGAAGAGGAGGAGGAGGAGCAGCAAGCAGUCAAAGAAGAAGUGGAGGAAGAGCGAGCAGUCACUGAAGAGGAGGAGGAGCGAACAGUCAAAGAAGAAGAGCAGGGGGAGAGAGCAGUCAAAGAAGAGCAGGAGGAGAGAACAGUCAAAGAAGAGCAGGCGGAGCGAGCAGUUAAAAAAGAAGAGGAGGAGGAGAGCGAAGUCAAAGAAGAAGAUGAGAACAGGAAUGUGUCUGCUCCAGAUCUAGAGGAAGAGGAGGAAGAAGUAGAUAGUAUCACUGACCCAGGAGAGACCUCCCAUCCAGGCUCAGACAGCGAUCCCAGUUCCACAGCAUCAGGAAACCAUAAACAACACAGACAGAGGAACUCAAGACAGAAACAUCACCACUGCAUGGACUGCUUGACCAGUUUCUAUGAGCCACAGGAGUUGAGAAGACACACUUGUAGACCCCACCCCUGUUCAGAUUGCAGAGGCAGUUUUAUUUGUCCAAUUCACAUCAAAUCACACCAACAAACUCUCAAAAUAAAGAAAACCUACCCGUGUGCUCAUUGUGAGAAGAGUUUUCAGACGCCAAGCAGCUUGAAGACACACCAGCUUAAUCACACGGGAAAGAAGUCGUACCACUGCUUUCAGUGUGGGAAGAGGUUCUGUCGUGUAGACGCCUUAAAGGCUCACCAGAGAAUACACACAGGAGAGAAGCCUUUUCACUGUUCUCACUGUUGGAAGAGCUUCAGUGAUAUAGGAAAUCGAAAUAAACACCAGAGAAUACACACAGGAGAGAAGACUUACCAUUGCUCUGAGUGCGGGAAAAGUUUCAAUCAGUUAUCACAUUUAAAACCACACCAGCUAACUCACACUAGUGAGAAGCCUUUUAACUGCUCUCAGUGUGGGAAGGGUUUCAGUCUGUCAUCAUAUCUGAAGAAGCACCAGGUAAUGCACACAGAAGAGAAACCAUAUAGCUGUGAUCAUUGUGGGAAGAGUUUUAAAUUGGAAGGAAUCCUUAAGCGUCAUCAGAGAAUACACAGUGGAGAGAAGACUUACCACUGCUCAGAGUGUGGGAAGUGUUUCAGUUUGUCAUCAUAUCUGAAGAGACAUCAGCUAACUCACACAGGAUUAAAGUCACACCACACAGGAAUAAAGUCACACCACUGCUCCCACUGUGGGAAGAGCUUCAGUAAGAAAGCUGACCUAAAGAAACAUCAGAGAAUACACACAGGGGAGAAGCCUUUCCACUGCUCCCAAUGUGGGAAGAGCUUUAAUGAGAAAGGAAAUCUAAAGCAACACCAGAGAAAACACUCAGGAGAGAAGCCUUUCCACUGCUCCCAAUGUGGAAAAAGCUUCAGUUGGGUAAUAGACCUAAAGAAACAUCAGAGAGUACACAAAGAGGAGAAGUCUUUCCACUGCUCCCAAUGUGGGAAGAGCUUCAAUGAGAAAGGAAAUCUAAAGCAACACCAGAGAAAACACUCUGGAGAGAAACCGUACAGCUGUGAUCAGUGUGGGAAUUGUUUUAAAUGGAAACAAAGCCUGAAGGAACAUCAGAAGGCAAAGCACAGUGCAGUGCCAGACCAUGGCCUUAUAAUUGUGUUGCCAAGCUGGGCAUCUACAUCUAAUUAAUAUUGACACUAACCAGGUUUCCAUCUAACAUUUUAUGCGAGUAAACUUGGCUGUAAGCUUGUCAAAUGUCGACAAAACAAAAUAUGCUUGACAAGGUGGGAUCUUUUUGUGUCGGUAAAAUGUAUUAUGUGAGAAAUGUUGGUGGAAAUGCUUUUAUGUGCUAAUAUUGACACAGUAAUCAUCAUAUCAUCUUAUCAGCAAUCAUCAUAUGGGGCGGCAGGUAGCCUAGUGGUUAGAGCGUUGGACUAGUAACCGAAAGGUUGCUAGAUCGAAUCCCCGAGCUGACAAGGUAAAAAUCUGUUGUUCUGCCCCUGAACAAGACAGUUAACCCACUGUUCCUAAGCCGUCAUUGUGAAUAAGAAUUUGUUCUUAACUGACUUGCCUAGUUAAAUAAAGGUUAAAUAAAUAAAUAAAUAUUGAAGUAAACGUGGAGUCAGGCAAAGACAUGUUGUGUGGUCCUCCCACUACGACUCGUUGGGAAAGCAUGCAGUUUGUUAGGCUACAGAUUAAAUAAAUGAUGAGGAACUUCACAGGGUGGAGAAAGUGCAAGGUGAUGAGCUUGAUGCUCUUUUCCAAUAAAUAUAUUUUUCUGGGGACAUGAUCAUCUACAUCGAUGAUUGGCUGACAUGUGACAACUAAAAAUAAUCUGUCUCUUUUGUCCAUAAUAAUGUCAUCAUGUAGGCUAUACCCACACUGUAUCUGUGAGCUGUUGGUUAGAGCGCACGUGCCAAGAUCAGAGUGACACAUUUGCUAUUUAACACAACAAUUUUUAUAACAAAACCAUCAGUUGAGUUGAAAGUAUGAUGGAAACACAUUGAACUUUAGGUUUUUAUUCGGUACAUGAAAACAUAAGCAAAAAAUGACAUUUUGUGUGCACUACGUCAUCAUGCACUGAAUUUAUAUCUGCAACAAGUCAGUUUGGUGCAAACACACAACUGGUGGGAAAAUGUGCAUAUUAUCUUUAUGCUGAUUUUAGAAUAUUUGCAUGAAAAUCUGUCGCCAAUUGGAUGGAAACCUAGCUAGUGUUGCACAUUGGUUACGGCUAAAUAGAUGUAACAUUUGUUGUUGUAUUGUAAUAUGUUGAAUUAUCCAAAAGAGCAAGAUUUCUGACAACUUAAGACACCACUGAUCGAGUCCGAGUCGAGUCACAAGUCAUGAAAAUUGUGAAUUGAUAACGAGUCAAGUCUGAGUACUGGACUCAAGUACUACAACACUGACAGCCACUCCUCUAUUAGGAAUGUUUGAUUACAACACUGACACCCACUCCUCUAUUGGGAAUGUUUGAUUACAACACUGACAGCCACUCCUCUAUUGGGAAUGUUUGAUUACAACACUGACAGCCACUCCUCUAUUGGGAAUGUUUGAUUUUCAACACUGACAGCCACUCCUCUAUUGGGAAUGUUUGAUUUGUGAAAAUGUAUGUCAUUUCUCUAGUGUUGGUCUGGUCCAGAAACUAACUUCAACUAGACCCCAUUGUAGACCUGAAGAAACUGAUAAACAUCUUGUAUUUUUCUUAUUAAAACAAACCCAUUUUAAUUAUUUUAGCUAAACUUCCAAACCCUUCAAAUGAGUCAGGUUUGUCUUUAAAUAGGUUUACAUAUCACAUGCAGCUUUGUGUAAUCUUUUUCUCUGUCAUUAUGUUUGUGUUUAUUUGUGAUUCAAUGUCAGCGUUCUGAGACACCAUGAUGACAACCAACAAACUACCAUGAUGUAAAACUGAAUAUUACCGUACUGUUUUCAUGCUGCUUAGUGCUAAAUGUGGGCAUCGUUCAGGAUACCUGAUUGUAUUAUCACUACCUAACCCAACUGAAGAGAUUGCAAUAGGUGUAGUAGCUCCAUUCAACCACAAGAUGGAACUAUCGACCCUUAAUAAAAAACAGCUUGAGUAAAAA